CCUGACCUUUGGACUACAUCCCUCCUCGUUUCGUCAUCAACAGUCUUUUAGGAGUCCCUAUAAAACCCGUAACAGUCGCUCAUUUUUCAUCAGACCAGUUGUUCGUGAAUUCCUUAAUUUUGUCCCAAACGCCAGAAGACAAAAUCAAAAGCGUCAUGGCUUCUAUGGAAGUUAUUACAAACCAGAAUGUGGUUGCCAGAAUGGCUCAUUUUCCCUUGGUGAUUUCUACCUAUGACAUGGUGUCAAAUGUGUACUGCAACACCAAAGAUAAUCAUCCAUACUUGAAGUUUGUCUGCGAGGCGGCUGAGAAUGGUGUGAAGACCAUAACCUCAGCUGCUUUAAACAGUGCUUUACCAUUCAUUGGAAAACUCGAGCCUCAGUUCUCUUUGGCAAAUACCCUGGCAUGUAAAGGACUGGAUAAGAUAGAGAAGACUUUGCCUAUCCUACACAAGCCCUCUGAUCAGAUUGUCACCAAUGCCAGAGAGGCAGUAACAGGAGCUAAGGAAGCUGUCACAGGGACCAUGAAUGGUGCCAAGGAAACUGUCUCCCACACCCUUAGUGGAGUGAUGGACAAAACCCGUGGAGCAGUGCAGGACGGCAUGGGAAAGACCAGAACAGUGGUCAGUGGUGGAGUCCAAACCGUGAUGGACAGCAGGAUGUUGAAACUGGUCAGCAGUGGAGUGGACACAGCACUGAGCACGUCUGAGACUCUGGUGGAGCAGUACUUACUAGGAACUGAAGAGGAAAAAGAAUGUGGAGAGAAGACAGCGAUAGGAUUUGACAACGAUCUAGAUGCACCCAGUUACUAUGUGAGGCUGGGGUCUCUCUCCAGCAAAGUGAGGGACAGGGCUUACCAGAUAGCUGUGGCCAAGGUCCACAAUGCUGUGCAAUGCAGCCAAGAGUCCAUAUCCCCACUAAACCACAACAUGGAUCUGCAAAUCGAAUCCCGUACCUUCACCAUUGCCCACAACUUCAGCCAGCAGCUUCAGACCACAUGUCUAGUCUUAGUGUCCAGCUUUAAGGGUCUCCCUCAGCACAUCCAGGUCCAGGCUCUCUCUGUCAGCCAGUCAGCCAUGGAGAUCUACAGAAGCUUCAGUAAGGCUGCUGUUUUGGGAGAUCUCUCCGAUACAGUCCUCGCCACCAGUCAAUCUCAGCUCAACAGAAUAAGGGACUCCAUGGAUAAUGUCAUGGACUACCUAAUCAACAAUACCCCACUUAAUUGGUUGGUAGGUCCAUUUUACCCACGCAUGGAACGUGCAACUCCAAGCAGCCCUAAAACCAGUAUAUCAAGGAGCUCUCAGCCUGAAGUGGAGAUGCAGUCAAUGGAGUAAAGAAAAUUAACCAUAUGUACCUAACAAACAUGAUUACAGACAUGCAUUGCUGCUAGUAAAAUCUGGCUCUACUUGCAAACAAUAUACAGUCAUCAAAUAAUAUGCUUGUGCUUUACUGAAUAGUAUUUGGUGAAAUACUCAACUUUAGGCCUACUAAUCUAAAUUGCAAACAACUAAUCCUUAAUGUCUCUUUUUUUGCCUUUGUACAUUUCUAA
Messenger RNA from Xyrauchen texanus (razorback sucker), 1546 nucleotides. RefSeq names its product perilipin-2-like. The record is from RefSeq and is a predicted model, not a curated record. Lineage: Eukaryota; Metazoa; Chordata; Actinopteri; Cypriniformes; Catostomidae. Gene Ontology annotation, biological process: positive regulation of triglyceride storage; lipid storage. Gene Ontology annotation, cellular component: lipid droplet; cytosol. The coding region runs from base 156 to 1331 and encodes 391 amino acids. The transcript is spliced from 7 exons.